Messenger RNA from Solea solea (common sole), 8189 nucleotides. Its product is annotated as IQ motif and SEC7 domain-containing protein 2-like. Lineage: Eukaryota; Metazoa; Chordata; Actinopteri; Pleuronectiformes; Soleidae. The transcript has 18 exons. Gene Ontology annotation, molecular function: protein binding; guanyl-nucleotide exchange factor activity. The record is from RefSeq and is a predicted model, not a curated record. Bases 1717 to 7131 code for a protein of 1804 amino acids. Gene Ontology annotation, biological process: actin cytoskeleton organization; regulation of ARF protein signal transduction.
CCCUCAUCCAGCCAUCCAUCCAUCCUCCCACCGUCCUCCUCUUCUCUACAGCAGACUAGCAGUAAAGAAAAAAACUAAUAUUUCACCAGUGAUGAUAACCAAAGCAGUGUCCAAUCUCACACACACACACACACACACACACACACACUCACACACUCACACUCAUGGAGAGAGAGAGAGUAAGAGUGAGUAAGAGAGAGAGGGAGUAAGAGAGAGAGAGAGAGAGGGAGAUCAGCAGCGCUGCAGCAGCAGAUUCUCGGCCGUCAGACGCAGAGGAAUGAUAAUUAGAAAGAGAUUGACUCGGCAACAAGAAGGAAAAAAAGGAGGAAGAAUAACGAGGAGAAGAGGAGUCGAGGCCUCCUGCAGCAUCUUCAUCAUCAUCAUCAUCAGCAGCAGCAGCAGUGACAACAGCAGAGGAAAAACAUGAGACUCAUCUGAUCACAAUCUGAUCAACGACAAGAAGAAAAAACUGCAGCACUCGUUUGUUUUUAUCAUUUUUACAGAGGAGAUGACAGAAGAGAGAGAGAGAGAGAGAGAGAGAGGGGUGAGUGAGGAUCAAUAAUCCUCCCUCCUCCUCCUCACUCCUCCACCUUCAUCCCUCCAUCACCUCUGCAGGAGCCGCUGCUGAAACCUACGGAUCCACAAGUUCCAUCCUAUGAGAUGAAAAUGAUGGCGGAUCGCUGACACGUCAAAGUUCACGAGGAGAAGAAGAACAUCUGACAUGAAAUUUGAUCUCCUCUGUCAGAACGACUGCAGGGACACCAGCCGAGUCCUGCAGGUGAGCCCAUGGACCAGGAACAGGUCAACGUCUCGUCUUCCAUGUUUGUCAGAAGAUGAUCAUUGACGGACAUUAAGACUUUUCAGUUUUGUGGCUCCUUGUUGGUAACAUUGAGCAUCUGGACUUUGUUUCUCUCGGCCGCUCAGAAAACUCUUCGGACAAAUGAGAUUCUGCAGGGAAGCGGUGGACGUGAAAGUGUUGGCGGAGCAGACGGUAAUUCUGCUGCAGUGAUUUGAAUCCACUCUGAUAAUGUCCCUCAUCACUGAUCCAGAGGAACAAAUGACAUCUGGAUCAGCUUCACUCCACACACCUGAUUCUCAGAAACCAGGUUUCUGAUCUUCUACAUGGAGUCCAGAGACUGGAUACAACAGAGUCACUGACAAACACGGUAAGAGACAGACUCUUCUGAGACAGGGAGGAGUUAAAGACCGUCUUUAUGUCCUAGAACUGUCUUCUGAUUCAUGACCAUCAUGGGUCUGAACCACAGGAGGACCUCCUGAUCGAACCAGGGAAUGGUUGGCGACUUCAUAAACCUCUCUGACUGGAGCCCACAGGGACGAGGUCCAUCUUGAUCCUCGAAUCAGAACUCGAAAAAGAAGAAGUCCUCUCCCCCCCACUUACCUCUGGUGGGGGGGAGGGUGAAGGGUAGUUUAGGUUUUAGGUUGUAGUUUUUUUGUUUUUAGUUCGUAAACUAGACAUUGAAAAGUUGUGUUGAGGGUUUUUCCUCAGUGUUGGUUUGUACUAGUUUUAGAUCUAUUCGGUUCUGCUCAUUUGAACGUGUCAGCAACACCGCUCUGCUUGGUUACCAGGUGAACCCUCGACCCUGCACCAGCUGUUACUCAGGCAGCAUUUCAUCCAGUGCACGAGAUUAGCAUUUAGCCUCAGUGCUAGCUGUGUCUAAGUUAAAUAUUAAGUCUUUGUUUGCGAACUCUUUGGUCAUGGAUGCUAAUCAAGGUCCAGGUAAGGGCAGCCCAGAAAGCCCAAACCGGGCCGUGGAGUACCUUCUUGAACUCAACAACAUUAUUGAGAGUCAGCAGAAGCUUCUAGAAACCCAACGGCGCCGAAUCGAGGAGCUGGAGGUCCAACUAGACCGCCUCAGCCAGGAGAACAAGGACCUACGUUUGGACCGGCAACCCGUCGUACCUCCUCCACCUGCUGCUCCCGAGCCUCCGCUCCCUCCUCCUCCACCGCCGCCUCCUACAACUCAGACCACACCGGCGUCCAUUUCUACCAAGAACCACCACCAUCAUCACCACCACCACAACAGCAGCCAGCCCCAAACUUCUCCCCAGCCUCCGUCCUCCAUCCCCCUCCACCACAGCCACCACCACCAUCACCAGCAUUAUCAGCAGCAGCAGCAGCAGCACCACCACCAUUCCUCCUCCUCCCACCACUCCUACAACAGCACUAACAGCACCAGUGCGACCGCUAUUCCGGUUCCAGCUCCAGCUCCAGCGUCAGCCCCAGCCUCCAUCUCGAUUCCGACCCAGAUCCCAGCUCCAGUCUCCUCCCCAUCCCCGGCUCCACCUCCCCCUCCUCCAAUCCCACCCAGGGAUCAGCCGCGGGUCCACAGCCGGUUGUCCCGGGCCCCCUCCACCAGCACUGGCACCAACACCAACUUCGUGGAGAAAGAGAAAGAGAGGAUUGAGCGCUUGCACAGAUCCAACGCCUCCAACAACCACCACGCCCACACCCUCCACCUUCACAAACCUGUGGAGGGCGAUCCUCAGUGUCCGGAGGCACUCACUUUCCCUGAUUCGUCCUUCAGCCAUCCUCCUCCCUUCUAUCGCUAUAGCAACAGCCCCUGUUAUCCUGACAGCUCUGCCUCCACCACCAGGAACUUUGGAGCCUCCCACACACACACUCAGGGCAGCUCUCCCAUCUCUCCCCCCAGCCCGGCCAGCCUCGCCUGGGCUCAGCGCAGUCGACAUCAGCCGGCCAGCCUGGCGCUCCGCAAGCAAGAGGAGGAGGAGAGCAAACGCUGCAAAGCUCUAUCUGAUAGCUAUGAGCUCUCUACAGACCUUCAGGACAAGAAGGUGGAGAUGCUGGAGAGGAAGUACGGUGGCCCGUUUGUGUCGCGGCGGGCGGCGAGGACGAUCCAGACCGCGUUCAGACAGUACCGCAUGAACAAGAACUUUGAGAGGCUUCGCAGCUCCGCCUCCGAGAGCAGGAUGACCCGACGCAUCAUCCUGUCCAACAUGAGGAUGCAGUACUCAUUUGAUGAGCGUCCGCCACAGUGUCAAGGGUUAGCAGGUCAGCAGGUUUCUGAGGACGCAGGAGACAUGGAUGACUCCUUUAAUAAGCAGGUCAAGUCUUUGGCCGACUCCAUGGACGACUCCCUCACCUGUCAGUCUGGACGAGAGGACUCACAGGAAGCAGGCGGAGAAGGUGAGGACGACGAGGACGACGAGGACGAGGGGGACGAGGAGGAGGAGGAGGAAGAAGAAGAGGAGGAGGACGAGGAGGAAGACGAGGAGGAAGACUACAGGCAGUGCGCGUGGCGCAACACCAGCGCGUCCUCCCGACGCUCCGCAGGCCGGAUGGGAGGAGUCGGGGGAGGAGUUGUGGGCGGAGGUGUGAGCAGACACGAGGACAGCACCGCCACCUCCUUCAGUGACGUCACCCUCUACAUGGACGAGGGCUGUCUCCCGUCUUCACCGCUCUCCCGCCCGCCGUCCUCGCCACUGUCCCGCCCCGCCUCGAGCUCCGACACGGAGUACUGGGGAGGGGGGGGAGGGGGAGGAGGGGGAGGAGGGGUUAGAGAGGACAGCAGGGAGACGGAGGGAGGCAGCAACGCCAGCCGGAGGAGCAGCACGCCCUGUACUGAGUGUCGGGGGGAGUACAGAGGGAGGGCGGGGGGUGGAGGAGGGGGCGGAGGUCACCUCCCCGUCCUCACCAUCGAACCGCCCAGUGACAGCUCAGUGGACAUGAGUGACAGGUCAGAGCGAGGCUCUAUCGGACGCCUGGUUUAUGAGCAGGAGCCGUCAGGAGUCGAGCAUGGAGGAGAGAGAGAGGACAUGACGGGAGAAGGUGAGGGUGAGAGUGAAGACGAUGAAAGAGGAGGAGGUGAGGGAGGGAGCAGCGAGGCCGACUCACCUCAAGGAACCAUCAAACACAAACCAAACGGCCGCUCGGUCGCCACAGCGCAGGGACAAACACGCAGCCCCGCCAACGUCCCCCUGCCAAUCCCCUCCGCACGGACCCUGCCCUCACACCCGCUCCAACACCAACACCCUCACCCACACACUCACCCCUCACCCAUCCCCCACCUCCCCACCAUCCUCCACCAUCACCCACAGUACAGCCAGCCACACAUCAUGCACAUGCACCACGGACACCCCGGCGUCCCGUACAUCCAGCACCCACACCACUUCGCCCAGCACCACUACCACCACCUGCACCACCAACACCACCACCUGCCACACUCUUACCCAGAACCCCCCUCUUCUCCUCUGCCCUCACCCGUGCCACCGCUCACACCUCUCUCACCCCUGCCACCUUCACUCACGCCCUCGCCACUGUCGUCCUCCUCGUCUCUGGCUCUGCACAACAUGGAGGCCCUUCAGCAGCAGCAGCAGCAGCACCUCGCCCACCACCAGCACCUCCACCACCACCACCACCACCUGCUCUGCUCAGAUGGAGACAAUGAGAGCGUCAACUCCACCACCACCAACUCCAACGAUGACACCACCGUCAACAACUGCAGCUCUGGCUCAUCGUCGCGCGACAGCCUGCGCGAGCCAAUGGGAGGAGCCACGCUGGGGAAGCAGACCUAUCAGAGAGAGAGCCGGCACAGCUGGGACUCGCCCGCCUUCAACAACGACGUGGUGCAGCGGCGGCAGUACCGCAUCGGACUCAACCUCUUCAACAAGAAGCCAGAGAAGGGGAUCCAGUACCUGAUCGAGAGAGGUUUUGUGUCGGACACACCAGUCGGUAUCGCCAGGUUCAUCUUGGAGAGGAAAGGACUGAGCAGGCAGAUGAUCGGGGAGUUCCUGGGCAGUCGGCAGCAGUUCAACAAGGACGUGCUGGACUGCGUCCUGGAUGAGAUGGAUUUCUCUGGGAUGGAUCUUGACGACGCGCUGAGGAAGUUCCAGGCUCAGAUCAAAGUUCAGGGUGAAGCUCAGCGGGUAGAGCGGCUGGUGGAGGCCUUCAGUCAGAGGUACUGUGUUUGUAACCCGGUGCUGAUCCGGCAGUUCCAGAAUCCAGACACCAUCUUCAUCUUGGCCUUUGCCAUCAUCCUCCUCAACACGGACAUGUACAGCCCCAACGUGAAGCCGGAGAGGAAGAUGAAGCUGGAGGACUUCAUCAAGAACCUGCGAGGUGUUGAUAACGGUCAGGACAUUCCCAGAGACCUGCUGGUGUCCAUUUACGGAAGAAUCCAGAAGUGGGAGCUGAGGACCAACGAUGAUCACGUGUCUCAGGUUCAGGCGGUGGAGAGGAUGGUGGUCGGCAAGAAGCCGGUGCUCUCGCUGCCUCACCGCAGACUCGUCUGCUGCUGUCAGUUAUUCGAGGUUCCAGAUCCAAACCGAGCUCAGAGGAGCAGCGUCCACCAGAGGGAGGUGUUUCUGUUCAACGACCUUCUGAUGGUGACAAAGAUCUUCCAGAAGAAGAAGUCUUCAGUAACGUACAGUUUCAGACAAUCCUUCCCCCUGGUGGACAUGCAGGUCCACACCUUCCAGAACACCUACUACCCUCACGGCAUCAGACUGACAUCUUCGAAUCCCGGCGGAGAGAGGAAAGUGCUGAUCGUUUUCACGGCUCCAAGUCAACAGGACCGAGCACGCUUCACCUCCGACCUCCGAGAGAGCAUCGCAGAAGUCCAGGAGAUGGAGAAGUACAGGGUGGAGUCGGAGCUUGAGAAGCAGAAGGGUGUCAUGCGUCCUGGCGUGUUGGCGGGGGGAGGACCGGGAGGCGGCGGCAUCGCGGUGGGCGGGGCCAUCAUGGGUGGCGGGCCCGCAAAGAGCGAGGUGCUGAACGGCACCCUGGGUCGGCCGAGCCUCGACGACACGUACGCUUCAGUGGACGGACUGAAGCGCACGGCGCUCAGCUCCUCCCUGAGGGACCUGUCAGAGACAGGGAAGCGAGGUCGUCGGAACAGCGUGGGAUCACUGGACAGUACCAUUGAAGGUUCCAUCAUUAGCAGCCCACGACCACACCAGCAGCGCCCCCUGCCUGCUGGAGGUCUCUCCUACAGCCCCAUGAUGGUGCCUUCAUCUCCAGCAGCUUACCGGCCACACCGCCCUACUCAGAGCCCCGGUACAGGGGUGGGGGGUGGGCCGGGGCUCUGUCACAACCAGGUGGUGGGGGUCAACAGCUCCCCUCUCGUGAGCGGGGGAGGGGCUGGGGGCGCAGGCGGGAUGGCGGGCGGCCCAGCUGGCGGCGUCCGGCCGGGGAAUUUCUUCGGCAGCCGCAGAGGGAAGGUUCCUGGUCCCCUGAUGAUGACAUCACCAACUCCUCAGGGUCCUCCGAGUCCCCUGAUGAUAUCAUCACCCCCCCACUACCCCGCCCCCGCACCUCCCAUCCCCCACCCCUCCUCCCCUUCCCCAUGCCCCUCCCCAUCCGUCAACCUCGGUCAGUCGGACUCGGGAGGAGUUGGAGGGGGCGGAGGUACGGGCGGGGCUCCGUCCAAACUCCAGGCUCUUCACGCCCAGUAUUGUCACGGCAACAGUGGAGGAGGCGGAGUCAGUGUUUCUGGGCACCAGCAGCAGCAGACGCCGCCGCCACCGCCGUACCACCAUCAUCACCGUUACCACAUGCAGAGCAUUCCGCACCACCACGCCCUCUCGCACAGGUUCUCCGCCCCGCAGCGACAGGGGCCGCCCGGCUGCGCUCCCUCUCAGAGGAUUCAGCAUGGCCCCGCCCCUCAUCCACGCUACACCACGGGCCUGGGGUUCACCUCGCCCCCUCCGCUGUCCCCACACUCUCCCCUCACCCCUACUCCACACGGACUCUACCACUCACACCCCACGGUGGCGGCACGGCCAGGGGGCGGAGCCAAGCUUCCGCUAACCAUCUCGCACUCUCAGCCUCACCCCCACGCUCACACACACUCUCACAACCACGUCGCGCACACACACUCCCCCCUCAGCCCCUCCCCCUCUGCCUCACCCUCCACGCACUUCAUCUUCGCCGCCCCGCCGCCACAAACACCGUCGGCGCGCCUCGUCUCGCAGACGCCCCCACAGCCUUACGGCCCUCAGUAUCCGCCCCUAUCCUCCAUCCCGCCUCCCCCUCCGCACUCACCAUUGCCUCCCCCCUCUACCGCCCCGCUCUCCCCGCAUCCGGGAGUGGGGGGAGGCCAAGGGGGCGGGCCCAAAUCGAAGCCCGUCAGCCGGAUCAGCACGGUCGUGUAAGAAGGCAAAGAGCGGUGGUCUGCCAUCCUGCUGCGAGCCACCGGGGGGCGGUAGUGAAGAAGAGAGGGAGAGGGAUUGGAGGAGGAGGGCAAAUGCAAGUGUACCAAAAUGGCCGCCUGGUUCGAAGGAGAGCUCUGAGAGAGGGAAAGAGGAAGUUACUCAGCCUGUGUUAUUUCCACAUCCACUUCCCCCGCAGGUAAAAACUCCCACGCCAUGUUUGUCGGGGAAAAACUGACCAACAACGUGAAACGUGGCGUUUUCAUUCACUUGUGUGAAGGAAACGUCCUCGUCUCCUCGUCCUGGGACGAGUUUGACGGAGUGUUGUGAUGAGAAAGAACACGUGAGUCACGGACGUGAACAAACGGUUCGGGGACCAGACGAAGACAAGAAGGAGACGAGAAGGAGACGAGAAAGAGACAAGAAGGAGACGAGAAGGAGACGAGAAGGAGACGAGAAGGAGGGAUCAGUGCCUGAGAAUUUAACACAACAGUUAGCGCUUGGCGCUAACUCGGUUAGCUGAAGGAACGUCCGUGAGUCCUUUCACGGAAACUGUCCAAAAACUAACAAACAAACGAUAAAAAAAACUCACGAGUGCACCACUUUGUUUUUCGCACAAAAAGCACUCGUACCAUUGUUUUGGAUGUUGAUAUUAAAGGGAUAGUUCAGGUAUUUUCAAGUGUGGUUAAACGAUGGGUCAGCAAACACUGACGUGUGACGUUUAAGUCUACGAUGUCUUAAGAACAUGUUCAUGUCUUUAUCUCAUUGUGAGACAGACUUUUCCAACAGGAAACUGACGUUUGUAAACCACUCACUCUCCCACACCAAAGCCCAUAGAGAAAAUCAGUGAUUUUCGCUCGCGGGGACACAGGAGCUGCUGGUCUACUGCUGCCUCGUGUGGUCACUUUGUGUCACCGAGGUCAAUCUGAACAAAGGAUUUUUAAUGCCGAAUUUUACAAAAUAAGACAUUUGAACUUAGUGAUGGAGGCAGCAGUGGAUCAAUAACUCCUGUGUGCUGUGAUGUUAAAAUCACUGAUUUUUUCCAUGGACUUUGGUGUGGG